Molecule: messenger RNA, 5371 nt
Organism: Anoplophora glabripennis (Asian longhorned beetle)
Lineage: Eukaryota; Metazoa; Arthropoda; Insecta; Coleoptera; Cerambycidae
Product: discoidin domain-containing receptor 2-like
Exons: 15
Coding region: 1-2760 (919 amino acids)
Biological process (GO): positive regulation of kinase activity; multicellular organism development; cell surface receptor protein tyrosine kinase signaling pathway
Cellular component (GO): signaling receptor complex
Molecular function (GO): ATP binding; protein tyrosine kinase collagen receptor activity; collagen binding
Source: RefSeq, a predicted model, not a curated record
AUGGACACUAUCGGUGUAUCGCAAGGCGUCGCGACGGCGACGGCGAGGCUCCUGUUGAUCCUGGUGGUGGCGGCGCAGCUCUCACAGCCGCUGGAACUAGCGUCCUGUGUGUCGCCCUUGGGGAUGGAAUCCGGCAGGAUUAAGGAUACCGCCAUAUCCGCGAGCUCCGCUUACGACUCGGGCAGCGUCGGACCCCACCACGGCAGGUUGCGCAAUGAUAAGAACGGAGGCGCGUGGUGUCCCAGACAGAUGGUGUCCCGAGACGCCAAAGAAUACCUGGAGAUAAACCUAGAGGACCUCUUCGUGAUAACUGGGAGUCGGACGCAAGGCCGCUUUGGGAACGGUUUUGGACAGGAGUAUGCCGAGGAGUAUAUGCUGGAGUACUGGAGGACAGGGUUCAGCAAGUGGGUGCGGUGGAAGAAUAGAUUAGGGAAAGAGCUGUUGCCAGGUAACACCAACACCUUCACCAUAGUGGACCAGAAGCUAGAUCCUCCAGUCAUUGCCUCAAAAAUACGUUUUCUUCCAUACAGUGACCAUGUGAGGACGGUGUGUAUGAGAGUGGAGCUAAUUGGAUGUAGAUGGACAGUUGGACUUCUAAGUUACGGUAUGCCCCAAGGACUUAGUCGAGGGCCAGAUCUCGACUUCACUGACCGAACCUACGACGGGCUAGAGGAAAACGGCCAAUUAUCACGUGGUCUAGGACAGCUGGUAGAUGGACAAAAGGGCAGAGAUAACUUUAGACUAGAUCUUGCAGGACACGGCAAAGGUUACGAGUGGGUGGGUUGGAGGAACGACACCCCUGGAUGGGCGGGUCAUCCUCUGGAAAUGCUCUUCGAGUUCGAUAAGGUUCGCAAUUUCUCGGCGGCCCAUUUGCAUACCAAUAACCUCUUCACCAAAGAUGUCCAGGUUUUCUCGCACGCCAGAGCCUUCUUCAGCUUGAACGGUAACAUCUUCAGUCCCGAGCCGGUCCAUUUCUCGUACAUGCCCGACUUGGUGUUAGAACACUCCAGGAACGUCACCAUAAAGCUGCACCACAGGAUCGGGAAGUUCUUGAAGCUCCAGCUUUAUUUUGCCUCCAGGUGGAUCCUGCUAAGCGAGGUUUCCUUCGAUUCAGUAACUGUCUCUGGUAACUUCACUGAUUCAGAGGAAGAUGUUCCUGUUCCGGAAUCCGGUCGGGAGUACCCCCUGCAGCGGGACGAGGUUAAAAGCACUUCCAAGGCGACAGACAGCGUAGUGGGACCUUCUACCAAGGCUGGGACGCAAGAGGAACCCAAGCACUACAUCGGCUUCGUUAUAGGCAUCCUCACGGUUGUGAUACUCGUUCUAGUGGCGGCUAUCGUCUUCAUAGUGUUCAGGAAUCAACGACUCAAGGCGGCGGCCGGUCUGUCUGUGAUUCCGGUGAUCAGGAACGACUUGAAGAGGUUCGAAAGUGAGAAGAUGACAAUGGAUGAUGUGGGGGAUAAAGCCACCCUAUACGUGGAAUCCUGCAGGCCGAGCCUCUACUCUCGGGCUCCGGCGAUCCACCCUACAAGUCCGGAUUACUCCGAAGUGCCCGACCUCGUCUGCCAAGAGUACUCUGUGGCCGCACACCAGCUAAACAUCGCGACGGCCGACCAAGGAUUCUCGCAGUCGACGCGAGCGCCGCCACCGAUAGUCAACUUCCUGCCCAAGCCGCCGCCGGUACCUCCGCCCCCGGAAGGUUACUACAUGCAGCGGGACAUGUGCGACCCUCUGCCGUUACCUCCCUCACCUCCACUGUCACCUCCGUCAGCUGUGCUGAGCAGGUCCAAGUUCAGUAAUCACUUCAUGCUUCCACUGAGCCCAGAACCAGACGCCGAUGAAGACGCCUUCGAAGACGAGUGUCCCAUUAAGGAGUUCCCUAGGGACAAGCUCAGGAUCAUCGAGAAAGUGGGCGAGGGCCAUUUCGGCGACGUACACCUCUGCGAGGUGAUGACUACUCCUGGAAACGCCUUCUCCGAUUCCAAAUUUGUGGUGGUGCAUACCCUGAGGACGGAGUCCUUCAGGGAAGAAUUCGGAAGGGAGGUGAAAGCGUUGGGCAGGCUGAAGGACGGGAAUAUCUCGCGAUUGCUGGGAGCCUGCCUGGAUUCUGAGCCUAUCUGCGCUGUGAGGGAGUACGGGCCUCUGGGAGACUUGUGUCAGUUCCUGCAGGACCACGUCGCUGAGAGUGCCACUCCUUUGGCGCCGAACGCUAGCACCUUAAGCUACGGAUGCCUUAUUUAUAUGGCUACCCAAAUAGCUUCGGGGAUGAAGUACUUGGAGUCGCUCAGAUACGUGCACAAGGACCUGGCGGCUAGGAAUUGCCUGGUGGGCCGCAGGUACGAAAUCAAGGUCUCCGAUCUGGGUUCGUAUCGGCAGAUGUACAGUUCAGAUUACUGUCGAAUAGCGGGGUCGCGACCUUUGCCCCUCAGGUGGAUGGCGUGGGAGACAGUCCUCUUGGGCAAGUAUUCAAGUAAGAGCGACGUGUGGUCGUUCGCCGUUCUGCUGUGGGAGAUCCUGACUUUCGCCAGGGAACAGCCUUUCGAGGAGCUGAACGACGACGGAGUCGUAGAGAACGUCACUCAUUUCUACCAGAACGACGGGAAGCACAUGCUGCUCAGCGCUCCAAUCAACUGCCCCAAAGAAAUCUUCGAUCUCAUGUGUGAAUGCUGGCAGAGAAACGAAUCCGACAGGCCGAACUUCCGUGAGAUACACUUGUUCCUCCAGAGGAAGAACCUGGGGUACAACCCCGACCUCCACUGACAUCUACUGAUGAUGUCCUUUAUCGACAAUAAAAUGAAUGAAUUGCGUGAUAUUUUCCACCUCUACACAGUGAAAAAGUGACAACGGCUGCAGAUAAUUUUAUAAUUGCCAUAUGUAAUCUGACGAUGGUUACACGAAUACCGAAAGUGGAAUGUCGUUCGAAUGUUUUUUACUGUGUGGAGGUUAGGUCAGUUAUAAUUCUAAAUGUGUAAAUUAUAGUGAUACUAUUAUAUGGAUUGUUCUGAAAUAUAAAUAUAUAAAUUAACACCUGUUAUCUGCUACGUACCAGUAUGGAACCUGUUUUUAAACGAAUUGUAGAUGGUAGAUGAAUAAGUAGGUCUUCUUAUUAAUUAAGGCUGAAUCACGCUGAUGCUUUUCCCUUCGUCUCUUUUUUAUAAGUGGAGGUCUACAUUUCUAGUAGGCCUUGAGAGAUCCACCAGUGUGAUUCAACCUUUAGAGAUCCCUUUUUGUACUGAAAUGUAACUGUAAGUUGUUUGCUCAACUGGAUAAUCUGUAAUUGUCAAGGGCUCUUUGGAACUGUAUCGGUAUUUGUAGAUUUUAAAAUGCUUACAAGCCUGCUUGGUGCCUUUUUACCCAUGUAUCUUUGCUAUUAACUGAAACCCAAAUUAUGAGUAUGUUAUUAUGGAUUUCUAUAAAUUUAAUCUUAAGAGCAAACUAGGUGUUAGAACGUUCUCUUAUAGAAAACUUUAAGGAUUGUUUAGGAGAUGUACUUGUUGAAUAGCAACAAUUUGCAGCCCUAUUCUUAAGGAAAAUAUGGUCAAAAUGUAGAAUAAAAUUCUAGAAUUUAAUCAAAGUAAGAAAACCCGGUUUAAAGCAAAAUAAUGACAAUAAAUCAAUGUAAAAACUACGUAUCAAACUCAAAACAACUUGAGAAAGGGAUACGAAGUAAUCUAAUUAGUAUGAGAAGUUUCUUUUUCAUUUUUUCUUUGAAAUUGAACAUGGUAAGACAAAACAAUGGCUCUAAUUGAUAAAUCAUGGUCCCUUGGACCCAUUCAAAUGCAAAUACCUGGUAUCUGCCUUUGAUUCUUUCCUUCAUUUUAUACGUACAUAUUUCAUUAUUUUUUUUUAUUUGAGUCCUGCCCCCACUCCAUUAAAACCUAAAUUCAAUGCAGUGUUGGUUUUAUUAUCGAUAAACACCAAUCAAACGUAAUUUUGCGCGUUUAACUCGAUUGCCGAAUGCACAAAUCAGUCAUUUGUUUUGAUUAAAUGUGCAUCAUUCCGUGUGUUUAGGUAAUUUUUGAUCGUAUUAUUGAAACUGAAUAGUUGGCCAUGACUGCGCUUUAGAAUACGACGAAUUUUUGUUUAUUGAUAAUUGGCAACGCUUGUAAUUGGAAAGUUAAUUCGAAAACAAGCAUGUUAUCCUUAAAGAAUUACAUAUACACGAAUGAAACGUUAAAUUAGAGAUCAUUCAUGAAUAACCAAAUUUUAUAAAUAAUUUAGCAAAUUUAACAUUUAUAAAGGAGGCAAUUGCGCCCUGUUACAUUUAUUAGUAUAAUACCAAAACGCUGUCCCAACGUACUACAGGUAUACGAUGAAUUACAGUUAAUUUACCAAUUACUACCAGAAUUUAUUAAAAUGUUAUGAAAUUCAGGCCUGGUGUAUCGGGAAAAUGUGUAAUUAUACCUAUAUCCAAUGAAUUCUACCAAUAAUUCAUUUUAUUAAAUAUUACUGGCUCCAUUAAAUCCUAAUUUGUUUACAUAGGGCUGCACAUUGCGAUGGAAUAUAUUUAUAGUUUUUUUUUUUGUAAAAAAAUAAUUAUACUGUUUGUAUUCUACGACAGACGGACAUAAUUAUACAAGGGUGACAAAGUAUGAAUUAAUAAAAUCUAGAAAUUACUAAAAGUGUGCUGCUUCCUUGUUCUAUAUUUUAUCAGGACACAUUUCAUUAUUUUUCUUCAAUUCCAGAAAAAAACUCGGGGUUUCUUCAACGCCAUAAUCGUUUUUAAUUCCUAUUUAUUCAUACUAUUGUCUUACCCACUCCAACUGACGUUCAGCUUCGCUUAUUAUUGUAAAUAGAUUUUUGGUGUUUCCUUAUAGGCCUAAGAACGCUUUAAGUGAUAGCAGAUACCUUGUAAAGGGGACUGUCAGAAGUACUCGUUUUCAUCGUAAAGUGGACAAAGCUUUUAAAAAUACCUAAGCAUUAUUAAUUACAGUUUAUGUGAAUAAACUCGUUAUUGCUUUAAUUUAUCAACUCUAAAUGCUUUGUACAUAAUAAAGUAAUUGAUAUAUUCGUCAAGCAUGUACAUACAGUCGCUCAUUGUAGAAUUAUAGUCCACUUUACUUAAUUAAAUACAAUUUCCAUUCAUCCUUAUCAUUUCAUUUCAAGCUGUUGCUACUCUAGAGUAAAUAGUCGUUUAUACAUUAUUUGCUCUACCAUUAUGUAUACUGCCUGUGUAACGACUGAAAAAAGAAGUUAUAGCGCAAAUGACUAUGGAUAUAUGUUGUGUUCAUAUCACUCCUUACGUAGAUUUAAGAUGUAAAUAUGUACUAAAAUUUAAACUCUUGCUUUUCUGUUUUUGUACAUUGGAUACGACUCUAACAUAGCUAUUAUUUGUUACAAACUGGUGAUUUGGACCAAAUGAAAAUAAAUG